UCUUUGUUCUGUGGGGAAAAUGGAUUUGCUGGCCGACAUUGAGGCUGAGCUGGCGAGUCGGUUUGGCUCGACAUUUUCCAUUACCUCCUCCGCCUCAUCAGCCGCAGCAGCAGCGCAACCAGCCGCGGCGUCAGAGAAAGCAAGGGUUUGCGAUGCAGCGUCUGCCGUGGCUGUCGAAAGCGACGCUGCGAGCAACAAUGAGAACACAUCGCCGCAAAACAACUCCAUUUUGGCUGCCGAGAGUGAGCAAGCGCCGAGCUCGCCCGUCCGCAAGCCGCGAAAGCCGGUCGAAAGCCUGGACCCGACAACCGGUCGCCGACCAGCAAUUGGCACACUGCAAGCGACCAGUCCCGCGUCUCCCACGCGCAAAGGACCUCGAGGAAUUCCCCAAGUGACCUCUCCAGCCGCUUUCGAGUCUGGAGUUCCGAUUAGUCAGAAGGUCCUGCUUGCUUGCUUGAACAAUUGCCCGGCCGAGCUGGCCGUCUUGCUGCAGGUCAAAACAAUUUCUCAAAACACGCUGGACGAGUCGUUGCGUAUUUCGGCCGCAUUUGGGCACACAAAGUGCGCCUUGCUGUUGGUUCAGCGUGGCAGCAACACCAAUAGUCGCGCGGACGACAAUUCGACAGUUUUGCACUUUGCGUGUAGAAAAGCCGAUGUUGAGCUUGUUCAGGCCGUGCUCCAGCAUGAUGCCGACGUUGGUGCUCGCGAUGAUGACUACGUCACCCCUUUGGAUAUUGCUGCAGAACAAGGUCUUGAGCGCAUCGUCGCCCUGCUGCUUGACCGAGCAAUCGAGGUUGCCAAACACAGCAAGCCACCGCUGUCCGCCAGCGAUCUCAUUCUAGCCGAAUCCCGCGCCAAAAACUGCUACUUUUAUCAGUGUGCAGAAGCCAUUGGCAACGCCCGUCGGACUCUGUAUCCGGUCAAAUCCUAGAUGUACUUUCGUUGUUUUUGUUUUGGGGCGUAUUUUUUUUUCAUCAGAUUGUAUUUGUACAGGACUCCAACAAACUAAAUAGCUACAUCAAAAUCGAAUCGAGU
Capsaspora owczarzaki ATCC 30864 is the source of this 1035-nucleotide messenger RNA. RefSeq lists its product as hypothetical. Bases 20 to 931 code for a protein of 303 amino acids. Gene Ontology annotation, molecular function: protein binding. The record is from RefSeq and is a predicted model, not a curated record. The transcript is spliced from 5 exons. NCBI's taxonomy places the organism in Eukaryota, Filasterea, Ministeriida, Capsasporidae.